Aureobasidium melanogenum CBS 110374 is the source of this 789-nucleotide messenger RNA. RefSeq names its product NAD(P)-binding protein. The transcript has 2 exons. Lineage: Eukaryota; Fungi; Ascomycota; Dothideomycetes; Dothideales; Saccotheciaceae. The record is from RefSeq and is a predicted model, not a curated record. Bases 1 to 789 code for a protein of 262 amino acids.
AUGCAGCCUUGGGCCCUAGUUAGCCCCGCCUCCCGCGGAAUUGGUCUUCACCUCGCUCGCCAUUUGCUGCAGAAUACCAAGCUGCCAAUUGUAACCACCGCACGGAAGGACUUGGAUCAGACCAAGGCAUCAAUCCUCGAUGGCCUGCAUCAAGUCGACCAGAACCGACUGAAUGUCUUGAAACUGGAUGUCCUUGACGAGACUACCAUCCAAGAUGCAGCAUCCGCUUGCAGUGACCUGUUUCCCAAGAAGGACAAUUACUUGCAUGUGUCCUAUGCUAUUCCCGGCAUCCUGUAUCCUGAAAAGUCUCCUCAGCAGAUUGAUCAUGAUGAUGCUCUUUUGACCUUCCGAACCAACACCUUGGGCCCCAUGAUGAUGCUAAAACACUUUGGCCCUUUCUUGCCGCGAAAGUCGACAGAACUCGCUCAGGAUGCAUCUUUGCCUAAAACUGCCGUUUGGGCGACGAUGUCUGCUCGUGUGGGUAGUAUCACUGACAAUCAGCUUGGGGGAUGGUACUCAUACCGUGCCUCCAAAGCUGCCGUCAAUCAGGUCACAAAGACCUUCGACAACCAUUUACGGACCGCCUCUGGUGAGAAAGCUAUAGCUGUUAGCUUACACCCGGGCACGGUCAAGACGGACUUCAGCAAGGAAUUCUGGGGCGGUGUCAAAGAAGGAAAGUUGUUUAGUCCCGAGUUUUCAGCUGAGAAGUUAUACGAGGUUGUCGUAUGCAGGACUCUGCAGGACAGAGGCAAGUGCUGGGACUGGAAGGGUGAGGAGGUUCCACCUUAG